AUCCUCCUUUCCUCUCAUUAUAAUAAGUUGAGUGCUCAUCACACCAUCUCUAUCUAUACUACUACAUUUGUCUUUGACUAAUACAUCUAGAGAGAGAAGCAAGAGAGAGGGAGAGAAAUGGCGAAGGUAGGGAGAAUGAAGCUGGGAUCACAAGGUCUAGAGGUGUCCAAACAGGGACUGGGAUGCAUGGGGAUGUCAUUCGGCUACGGGCCUCCAAAGCCGGAAGAAGACAUGAUCAAACUCAUCCACCACUCCAUCAACUCCGGCGUCACUUUCCUUGACACCUCCGACGUCUACGGUCCUCACACCAACGAAAUCCUCCUCGGCAAGGCACUCAAGGGAGGGAUGAGAGACAAAGUUGAAUUGGCUUCGAAAUUCGGGGCCUACUUUGCUGACGGAAAGCCAGAGAUUCGAGGUGAUCCGGGAUACGUACGGGCAGCAUGUGAGGCGAGCUUGAAGAGGCUGGACAUGGAUUGUAUCGAUCUCUAUUACCAGCAUCGGAUUGACACCCGCGUCCCCGUUGAAAUCACG
This is a messenger RNA of Camellia sinensis, 531 nucleotides long. The record is from RefSeq and is a predicted model, not a curated record. Lineage: Eukaryota; Viridiplantae; Streptophyta; Magnoliopsida; Ericales; Theaceae.